UCUAGUCAGUGCUUCUUGGGCUUUGAAGCCCAUAAGUUGUGAACUUGGGUCGUCUUUGUUUGUAAAGCUUGGGCCUUUUCCUGGUCUCCGGUUUCAUCCUCUGUCACUCCAUCUCCGAACACUAAGUCUAAAACCCAGCAACACAGAGAGGGUUAAGGUCUUAAAGACUGAAGCUUUUCUCAUUUCUUUGUGUAAAGUUUGAACAUUUUUGCUGAAACCAUGGCUCUCCUACACUCAUGUUCACCUUUUCUUCAUACAAGCGUUUGCUUAUCUGUACUUUCCCGCCAGAAACACUGCCAGCCGCCGGUUUGGGCCGUCGGAGGUCAGACCAAGACGUGUGUAUUGGUUUGUAAAGCUGGUGGGGGAGUGAAGUUUGAUACCCAGAAAGAGAGUGAAGGAGAAGAUGGAGGGUUUGGUGAAGAUGGGUUUUCGAGUAGGAGUGGGUUUGUGGGGAGAGGAGAAGGGAAGGAGUUUGAUAGAGACCCUGAGUUUGCUGAAAUAAUGGGUGCUUGUCUUGAUGACCCACAAAAGGCUAGGUCCAAGAUGGAGGAGAGGUUGAGGAAGAAAAGGAACAAGAUAUUGCAUACAAAAUCUGGUUCAGGGGAACCCAUGAGAGUUGUAUUCAAUGACUUUAGUUUCUCAAAUUCAUACAUAUGGUUCGAGUUCUACAACACUCCAUUGGAACAAGAUGUUUCCUUAAUCUCGGAUACUGUUCGAUCAUGGCACAUCAUUGGACGCUUGGGUGGAUGCAAUUCCAUGAAUAUGCAAUUGUCACAAUCCCCUUUGGAUAAACGACCAAGUUAUGAUCCCAUUCAGGGAGCGAAUGUGACACCAACUACAUUUUACAAUAUUGGAGAUCUUGAGAUUCAAGACAACUUGGGACGUGUUUGGGUGGAUAUCGGUACUAAGGAGCCACUAAUACUGGAUGUUCUGAUAAAUGCAUUGACUCAGAUAAGCUCCGACUUUGUUGGGAUCAAGAAAGUGGUGUUUGGUGGAACUGAAUUUGAACACUGGAAGGAGAACUUGACGUCAGAAGAAGCAGGUUAUACUGUUCACAAGAUUUAGCCAAUUUGAUAUGCAACGAUCUUUAUACUAGCAGAAUCAUUUUGCUCUCAACAUCUGAUGAUUGAGGAACCAAGACCGAGUACCAAAUCAAUGAUAAUUUAGAAUCCUGUACUCCAUGUUCCGAUUGUUGUUGUAUAUGUACCAGCGCUUAAGAGAAAAGUGACCGAGAGGGAACACAAUUCAGUCCGG
Molecule: messenger RNA, 1254 nt
Organism: Fragaria vesca subsp. vesca
Lineage: Eukaryota; Viridiplantae; Streptophyta; Magnoliopsida; Rosales; Rosaceae
Exons: 7
Coding region: 220-1065 (281 amino acids)
Source: RefSeq, a predicted model, not a curated record